This is a messenger RNA of Ornithodoros turicata, 1078 nucleotides long. RefSeq names its product dehydrogenase/reductase SDR family member 4-like (gene Dhrs4). Bases 134 to 991 code for a protein of 285 amino acids. Gene Ontology annotation, molecular function: carbonyl reductase (NADPH) activity. The record is from RefSeq and is a predicted model, not a curated record. The transcript has 9 exons. Lineage: Eukaryota; Metazoa; Arthropoda; Arachnida; Ixodida; Argasidae.
CUCUUUGUGCACAUUCGUCAGCUGCGCCAGCCGCGCUACGCUCAGCGAAGGCCAUCCGCUUACUUAUCAUUUACCUUGGUUCUGUAGAAGCGCGCAGUGUGUUCCGUGCUUCAAGACUACUCACUACAGCACCAUGAUUUCGUCUCAAAUGCUGUCAAGACUAGCACAUUUUGCGCCGAAAGGUAGUGGGCCUGUGACGGCAGCCGCCAGGAGUUUAUCAACGGCGCCGGGAACCAAAAGGCUAUCUGGAAAAGUAGCCAUUGUCACAGCUUCUACAGAGGGAAUUGGAUAUGCAAUAGCAGAAAGGUUGGCCCAGGACGGAGCGUCAGUGGUCGUCAGCAGCCGAAAGGCAGAAAAAGUUCAGAAGGCUGCCGAACAACUCCAGGCUCAGGGACUCAACGUUAUAGGAGCACAGUGUCACGUGGGAAAGGCCGAAGACCGUGCAAACCUUAUCAAAACGACUCUCGAGAAGCUUGGCGGGAUCGACAUCCUAGUCUCGAAUGCGGGUACCAAUCCCGUAAUGGCACCCGUGCUCGACACGACUGAGGCAGCGUGGGAAAAAAUAUUUGAAAUCAACGUCAAAAGUGCCUUCCUGCUCACAAAGGAAGUCGUACCACACAUUCAAAAACGAGGGGGUGGCUCCAUAGUCUACGUCUCAUCCAUUGCCGGAUUUCAGCCGAUGCCGCUUCUGGGAGCAUAUUCAGUGUCAAAGACAGCCCUGCUGGGCCUAACGAGGGCAGUCGCGGACCAAGUGGCGUCACUCAACAUCAGGGUCAACUGCAUCGCUCCAGGCAUAAUCAAGACAAAAUUCAGUGAAGCGUUAUGGAAGGAACCAGGCGUGGCAGAAACUGUGCUACAGACUGUCCCGUUGAAACGGCUCGGAGAGGCAAGCGAGUGCGCAAGCCUAGUUUCAUUCUUGGUCUCCGACGAUGCUUCUUACAUCACUGGCGAGAACAUUCCUGUUGCAGGAGGAUUCUUCUGCAAGCUUUAAACCUUGCAUCACCAUGUUUUACGUUCAAAAACCCAUGUUGCAAAGCUGUAGUGAGAAACCUGUUGAAAUAUAUUGUUACAGAUGUUU